Messenger RNA from Aspergillus brunneoviolaceus CBS 621.78, 961 nucleotides. RefSeq lists its product as uncharacterized. The transcript has 8 exons. The coding region runs from base 45 to 902 and encodes 285 amino acids. The record is from RefSeq and is a predicted model, not a curated record. NCBI's taxonomy places the organism in Eukaryota, Fungi, Ascomycota, Eurotiomycetes, Eurotiales, Aspergillaceae.
CGCCUCUCAAGAAUCUCUAGACUAGACCGAACACUUCUCAAAAAAUGCCCCGCGACGCAGACUUCCUCAGCCCCCGCGAGCUGCUGGUCAAUGAUGGGUUUGUCUGCAAGCUUGCCUCCUUUCGCAAACUGGGGGAUCUCUGCAUCAAGAAUGAAAGACUGCCCGAUUCUGACGACAGCCUGAUGCAACAAGCCGGCUUUGAGAAUAAGGCCUAUAACGUGGUGCUUCCGUCUUACUUGCAGCCCAUCCCCAUUCAAUUCCAGACGGUCCGGCAAGUCGCUAAUAACCUCAAUGGAGAGUACAACUAUACCGAGACUGUGUGCAGCACGGCCUUGAAACUUUGUUCCGCCGCGUCGGACGAUUACGACAAGAUAUUCCAGGACAUGGAGGCAUUGAGACAAGACCCCGACAACGACAACCUCAGGGACAAGGUCCAACAAGAGAUCACCGAUCGAAAGUACCAAAUCGACAUACUUAAAGACCAGGCGGACGCCUGGAGCUCGAAUCUCAGAACUUACAGCCUGGAUGCGGAGGAUUGCGAGACCAAUGUGCGUCAACUGGCUGCCCCGUUUCAGGGAACGACGCUGGCCGACAUUUUGAAAGAUGAGAUCUCCGAUCCCGAGGACCUGCAAAUGGACCUUGAUGCUCUGGACUGGACUAAAAAUCUGCUCGAGAACUUUGCCAUGAUCGAUGACUUGCAGGAUUCACUGCAGGAGGUCCAGAAGAUGGCUGGAGCUGCUUACCUUAUUGCAGACGAUAUAGACGUGCUGUUGAAGUACGUUGAGGAUCACCUUGAUCCCGGUGAUAACCCGUUAGAUGGCCUGGUACAAGCGACCCUUCUGCGUAAAUGGAAGAACCUGGAGAAUGACGUCAAUGAUUUUCUGGAUGCAUACAAACAGUAAGAAUAUAUUUGAUAGGUAGUUCAGUGAUUGGGCACAUAUGAUGACUACCGUGUGCAACC